GACGCGCUCUUUAUCAAACUCUUGGCAUCUCACGACUCACGAGAGAGAGAGAGAUAAGAGUGUUUGGAGCCGGACGGAGAGGGAGAGCGCGAGCCGCAUCGCCUCAGUGAGGAGCCGGCCGGAGGAGGAGAUGGGCAACGUCGGGAGCGCGCCGGAGGAGGAGGGGUCGAAGAAGGCGGAAGCGGAGGGGCCGCCGUCGACGGUGCGGUUCUUCCCCGCCGCCGCGCAGCACAAGGCGAGGCAGGCGCCGCCGAUCAAGCUGGAGGAGGAGGAGGGCGUGGCCCCGCCGUCCGCCGGCGCCGACGCCGACGCCGAGGAGACCAUGGCGCCCCGCAACCUCUGGCAGGUGUAUGCGCUCGGAGCAUUCAUCAUCCUGCGAUGGGGCUGGGCUAAGUGGAAGGAGAGCAAGGACAGGGAUGAUGACUCCCCGGAUGAUCAGUCACCUGGCAUGUCAUCCUAAGGUUUUGCAUUCCAGUCCGAAGGAUCAGUAGCAAACAAAGAUGGGUGUCGUUCUGCGGUCACGAUGAACUUCUGUUUGUAGAUUAGUGGCGACGAUGAGUUGACGAUGUUGCACCAUCACUUUAUCCAUGUGAUGGGCGAUUUUCUUCCCAUCAUUGUUGCUGUGUAACUGGAUAAUGUGUAUUUUGCUCAUGAUUUUGCGACAAAGCAGAUUUGACUUGCUUCC
Brachypodium distachyon (stiff brome) is the source of this 685-nucleotide messenger RNA. RefSeq lists its product as uncharacterized. The record is from RefSeq and is a predicted model, not a curated record. Bases 131 to 460 code for a protein of 109 amino acids. The transcript is spliced from 2 exons. Lineage: Eukaryota; Viridiplantae; Streptophyta; Magnoliopsida; Poales; Poaceae.